This is a messenger RNA of Chenopodium quinoa (quinoa), 6252 nucleotides long. RefSeq lists its product as uncharacterized. The coding region runs from base 425 to 2332 and encodes 635 amino acids. NCBI's taxonomy places the organism in Eukaryota, Viridiplantae, Streptophyta, Magnoliopsida, Caryophyllales, Amaranthaceae. The record is from RefSeq and is a predicted model, not a curated record. The transcript is spliced from 7 exons. Gene Ontology annotation, molecular function: protein binding.
GUGUUAAUAAGAUAGAUUAGGAAAAAAGUAAGGGCAUAUAUGUCAUUUUACAACCCAAAAGUUACCAAAUAAGGGAAAACAAAAAAUUUGUUGUAGGUAAUUUGAACCACCCAAAAUGAAAAUUGUUGCAAGUAAAAUGAACCGGAGGUAGUAUAUAAUAAUUAAAGAAAAAAGAAAAAUCAGACUUCAUCUCCGUUCUCUCUCAUCAUCGUACACACUCGAACUUACAAAGUACAAACCCUAAUUAGCAAAAACUCACCCUUUCAUUAAAUCUCCCAAAUUCCGAUUCCAAUUCCAAUUCGAAACUUCUUUUCCCCCAAAUCACUCUUCAAAACCCUACAUUUUCGUUUUUCAAUCGAAAUUUCGAAUCGAACUCAAAAAAAAAGCAAUCGGAAUCCUAUUCAAAUUUGAGGUAAUAGAUCGAAUGAUGGGUAACACUAGCGAAAACACAGAAUCACAAAAAUUUCGAUUGUAUGGGAAGACGAAAAUGCCAGAGCUUCAACGUGGAAAUUCAGUCAAAACGACGACGAAUAAGAAGCAGAAGAAUAUCGUUGAUAAUAAUCAGAAGAAAUCGACUCAUUUGGUUGGUAACUACAUUCGAACUCGCGCAGCUGUUGCGAGAGAAGCAGAAGCAGUAGCAGUAGUUGGUGUUGUUGAAGAGGAGAGAGAAAAAGUUGUUAAGGAUCCUCCGAGAACUAGGUUAGCUGUGAAAAAGGGCAAAUUUAAGGAACAAACAACAAACAACAACAAAAGGGUAAUCAAUAAUACUAAGAAUAAUAGUGGAAAGAAGAAGAAGGUUGUUGAUAAGGUUGUACCAGUGGUUGUGAUAUCGGAGAAGGAAAGUGAGUUAAACGAGAGAGAAUCAGAAGUCAGAGAAGAAAUGUUGGGAGAUGAUAGUGGUGGUUUAAGUGCUAAUAAUAAGGGAACUGGACAUGAUGAUGAUGGAAAUAAAUCCCCUUUUCCUGAAAGGGUUCAAGUGGGUGCUUUUCCUAUUUAUAAAGUAGAAAGGAAGAAAGGUGGGUUUGGUCAGGUGUUUGUUGGCCGUCUUGUUAACGGUGGGAAUGAACGCGCCACCGGGUCUGGGGCUUUGGAGGUUUCAGGAAAAUAUCCAACACUUGCUCCUUGCAGCAAGAGGCCGAGUUGGUCUUGGUCUAUUCCCAGAGAAAUUAUGUUUCACAUCUUUUUAUUUCUUCGUGCUUCACUUCUUCAGGAGAUUGUGAGGUUCGUUUGCAAGGAGUGGAAUGCUAUAAUCUCUGACCCGCACUUUAUUAGAGCCCACCUUCUUCAGUCCAUGUCAUCUCCUGCUACUACUGGUUUCCUUAUUCAAGACAAUGACCUGGAUGAUGCUAAGCUAAAACAGGCCUAUUAUGUUCACCCAUAUGAUCGUGUUGUCAGUAUACUUAAGCUUCCAUUUGAGGCCUUCAUUUUGGCUUCUUGUAACGGACUACUCUUGCUUCAAAAUGCCUUCAUUCCAAAAGAAUUGUCUGUAGUGAAUCUUGUAACUAAAGCCAACAUCAGUCUCCCUCCCCUGUCCCUCACCCUGCCAAAGGUAUGCAUUUAUCGUAAACCUUCUGCUGUUCUAGCAUUUGCACCUUCUUCUGGUCGAUACAAAGUCUUUUGUCCUUGUUUCGUCCCCAAAUAUCCACGUUCACCAUAUCGUCAACGUGAAAAAAAUGAUGAUCAUCUUGCCAGAUUUGAAGUUAAGGUUAUGGUAUGGACAGUAGCUGUUGAUGAAACUUGGAGGGCUAUUGACAUUGACUGUCAAGGCAUUACUAUGAGUAACAAGGCAAAGCAGACACUACUGAGUCAUCCGUUUUCUAUUGCAGCGGGGUAUGUCUAUUGGUUUGAUAUAUGUCACUCUCUUGGUUUUGCCUUGGAUAUAGAUGCUGAAACCAUGUAUCAAUUCGAAGCGCCAGAAGAUAGCGUUAUCAACAGCAAGGUGAAGACUUACUGUAUACCAAUGGACACCGGUGGUGCAGGUAUAAUAUAUUGGCAAAACCCUAGUAAGUUUUGGAAAGUCUGGGAAAUGAUAGGACCAAAAACUGGCCCUUGGGGUAGAUGUAUGAAUUUCGAUGCAGCUGGUAUGUAUUUGGCGCUUCAGAGACAUUUCAAUCCCUCAAAGUUUGGAGUCGCUAUACCUCUUUAUAUGAGCUUGAAAACUGGGGAGUUUUGGUUUUUUGGCUUUGUGGAAACCAAGCAUAGCAUGUCCUUUGCGUUGGUUUGUUAUAAUUGGAAGACGGGAAGUGUUUGGUCACCUCCCCCUAGGUGGCGAAGAUAUUUUGACUUCCCACAUCUUCACGUAAACAGCUUGCUAUCACUGAAGAAUCUCUAGUUGUACGUGGAACGGCGAUCACUUUGAAGAAAUGAAGUGCAAGUGUUGUGUAGUUCGAUGGAUACAUGCAUGUGGAUAUGGAGACUCAACAAAUUUGACGUUGCUGUUUAAGUUAAAUAUUAUUCACCCCCUUCCCCCCCCCCCUCCCCCCAAAAAAAAAUUAAAAAAUUGUUGUUCAGGUCGCUUGGACCUAAUGUUUACAAUUUGAUGUAGACUUGAUUGACAUCAUCAUGUAAGUUAUUUGUACUUCUCUUCCCCCAUUUGUUGUUACUGAUCACUUUGUACUCAACAAUUUAAUGUAUGUGGGAAUUGGAGAUUAGAUUGAUGUCUUAAUGUAUUUUACUGCUUUUCUCAUUUCAAGAAGGCCAAAAUGGAGGCAUUAAUAACUAGUAAGUAGAGCGACACAGAACAAUUUUACACAGGUGUGCUGGUGUAUAGUAUGCACAUGAUUUAAUUUCUUGGCCGGUGCUGGCUAGAAUGAGUUCUUAUAUGUCUUCUGCCGCCCUCUAUCAGUCCUGGACGAUCCAAUGUGUUUCAAGGAAUGAAUCAGUAGGUGGUUCCAUUGUCCAGUUGCUGUGAAACUCACUUGGAUGAAACACUCUCUUCUUCACUGUCCACAGACUUUACACCUGAUUCAGAUCAUCGCUGCUAAGUAUAAGUUCUCCUUCAGAUCAGAUAGUAUGCUCCCAGUAGCUUAUUCUUUAUCAGCAGCCUGCUGCUUGCAACAGAUGGGCAAAACACUAAAUUGAGUCUUUCAUUCGGAAUGAAAUUGAAGUGGAUUAUCUGGAGGUAUUAGGGAAUAUAACAAGCUUUGCUGAUUGAGCUACAAGCGGGUUCGCUGAAGGGAAUACUUUCUGUCUUUUUAUUGGACUUUGGUCAGAAAGGCAACUGGUGAACCAACUGCUCCAGAUUAAAAGAUGUGCGGAGAUGGCUCUUAGAUUGCGAUAUUUCAAGAAACAAGUUUUGACUCCACCAAGUCUUUCUCUUGGAAUAUUGAAAUCAAAGUGGAUUAUCUGGAGGGAAUAUUACAAGCUUUGCUAAUUGAGCUACUAGCGGGUUUGAUUUUGUUCUUAGUUGAAACUUGCGCGAGCUAGAAGCUGUUCAUUGUGAUUUCUGAGAUGAAUUUAAGCAAUGAUAAGUUAUAGUGCACUUAUAAGGAGCUUUCUAAGUAUAAACUACAGGAGGCUGGAGAUUUCUUACAUUCAGCUCAAAGUAGCGCGGUUCUAGCAAAAUGAAGAGUCGUUGGACACACCUUUAUUUUUGGAACAAGGUUGGAGAAUUCUUCUAUCCAGCUCAAAGAAGUGCGCCUUUUUAGUAUGGAGAACUGGAACAACAAAAUGCAGAGAAUACUUAAUUUGGUCAUAUGCGUUGUACUUUUCAUGUCUUCUAUCCUUUUUUAUACCUUUUCAUAAAUUUCAAUUAAUAUGUGUUUAGGACAAGUCGAUUGAUCCAUCAAAGUCUGUGUAGCUGGGGGUUCUUUGCAGGCUUGGUACCCAUAGAGAAAUCUAUGGCAUUUGAAAGGAUCUUGCUUCAUGCAACUAGGGAUAAUGUUUUUAUAAGGCAGACUAGAGUAGAGAAUCCUGUGAUGGAUUGUUUUAGACUAACAUUUGUUUUAUUCAUGUUCUAUUGUUGAUGCUUUUGGACUUACUUCUGUCUUCUUUCAGAUUUUAUCUAACUCAGUUCUUUGUUACUACUGACAUUUCUUACAGUUCAGGAAGAAAGUAAAAGGUAAGAAGAAAAUGCCGAUGAAGUAGUGGAAGGUGCAGUGGGAAGUCUCUGUCUCAGCUCCGAUGUACCCUCUUUACUCUUUUCAGUCAAGAAAGGUAACUUCUUGGAAGAUAUUUUUUGUGUUAUUUAUGUAUUUAGUUGCAUCACAUUAAAAAUUAGAAUAUGAUGAAUAAUAUAUCUCAUUGAAAAUGAAUCAAACAACUUAGCCGCCCCCUCUCUCUCCCUCCUUUCUCUGUUCUUUAUUCUCUCCUAGGGUUCCAAUUUCAUAGCCUUUUUAAGGCAGAAAUAGUCUAUUUCCGCCGCUUUUCUUCUAUCUUUUUUUUUUUUUUUUUUUUUUUGGUGUGUGUGUGUUUUUAAUGUGUUUUGGUCCCAAUAAUUUGAUUGGGUUGGUCCCUAUUAUUAGGGUUCCUCCUAUAUUCAAGGUCUUGUUGUUUCAUCUAUGGAAGAGUUUUUCUUUUCUUUUUAGGGUUUUAAUAAUUGGGAAAUGCUCUGGAUUCAUUUAGAAUUGGGGUUUUUCAUCAACUUUUCGCUCAGAAGAAUUUGUGCUCAUUUUGCGAAGGAAUUUUUGAAAGCUGUAAAGACAUCAAUUGAAUACCUGCAUCGAUGCAAAGACAUCGAAAAUUACUGCCUACGUCAAGACUGAAGCAGUGGGGUAUGAGUUGUGCUUUAGAAGGCUUAUUAGUAAUUGUUUUGACCGUAAGAGUUGUGUAUUUUCUCUAAUUCUAUUGUUUGUAGAUUUGUGUUAUUAUUGUAGAGAUGCCGUAUGGCUUAUUAUUAAUGAUAAUGUUUCUUCCUCGUCAAAAAAAAAAAAAAAAAAAAAAGAAUCAAAUAAGAAACUACAUAAUGGAAAAACACAAAUGUUCACUUGUUUAAAUGAUUGAAAGAGUAUUAUUAAUCAAUUUCACUUUGACUAGCAACAAUUAUUUAUACAAAGAAAAAUACUAUAACAAUUAGUAUCUCGUUGAAUUCACCUCAUUAUAUAGAGAUAUUUAAGUAUAAGGAAAUUGUCCCUCGGAAAAUUUGAAAAGUGAAGACAUCUUUACCUUUAUCUUUACUACUAUAAAAGCCAAUAGGGGGCGUUUCUCAAUGUGCUGCCUCUCUAUUCUAGAGAGAGAAGUUCCUUCUAGGGUUUCUCUCUUGGAAGGGGUUUUGUGCUUCUGAUUCGAAGCUUCUUGCCUUUAGGGUGGGCUCUUUUCUCUCUUCCUCUUCUCUCCACUUCCUAAUCCAUUUCUUGGUUCUGCCUUUUCAUCAAUUGUCGCCCUUUACUUCUCCCGCCCACCUUCCCUGUCCUUUUCUCUCACUGCUGCUGGUUUUAUCGGGGGGCUCGCCGGCCGAGGUCGGGUUAUAGCCCUUCCUUGUGCGCCAGUGAGUCACCCACCCUAGGCCUCAUCAACGUCGGUUUAUUGUCGGCCGGAAGAAGCGCGAUCUGAAUCCAUCCGUUUCGUGCGAGUCAAGGUCUAGACUUGGUUGAUUGGUUUUAAGGUUGCCGGUUUUUGCAACGGGUUAGGUUUGUGCCGUUAUCCUUAAGUCUGAUCUGGUGCUUGUUUGGAUUUCGCUGGCUUCUGACCGAGUUUUACAACUCGUGUUUUUGGGGAUGUUCGUCCUUUUAAUUUUAUGCUUCUUUCAAUGUUUAAUCUUUGUUUGGUGAAUAAGACCCAGUUGAUGAUCUCUGAGUUGUUCAUAAAUAAUUUUCAUUUUGGGUCAGUUAUGGAGCCACCCACCAUUGCUUCCUCUGUUGUUCGAGCGCUUCCUGCGGCAAAUGUUUUAAGACGGGUCGUCCAUGAGUGGACCUACGGGGCUGGCUUUAUAGAGCAGUUUCCGACUAAGGACCCAAGGGCUUCGACUGUGGGUUUCCGCCUGAUCUCAGUUUUGGUUCAUUUGGUGGGUUUGGUAUUCAUGGUUGUUGUGUUGGGGAAGAUGAGUUUGACUCAAGAAGAUCUAAUCUGUAGUGCAGUUGCUUACUCCAUAAUAUCUACAGCGCCGUUGGUGAAGGAAUUAUUGAAAGAUGCAAUGACAUCGAAGAAUUCACAUGGUUUCAAGAUUGGAACCACCUUAAUGGAGAUGAGCGUGAAUAGAAACAAGUUUAGGUGUUGUGGGUGUAGUUUCUGCUUCAGUUAUGUUCAAAUGAUGAUGUAGAUGCCGAGAUGGCUAUUGUGUGAAUGAAAUCAUCUAUCCCUAUCAAAAAAAAAAAA